CUGGAAUGCAUGAUGUAUACUGUUACAUACAAAAAAGCACAUAUCAACAAUAACUUUAGAGAAUAAGUCGUAUAUUAAGACAUAUUUUACUGAAUGUUAUUCCAGGAAAAAAUUAUGCCACAAUACUUCUAUUUCUCUUUUAAGAUACCAAUAUCAUUCAUUCAUUAUCUAUCUACACUAUUUAUUUUAGUGACUACAGUCAAAAGUAGCCUCCCACUAACUACAAAAUACGGACUCUGGCUCUCACGAAAGCGUGAAAAAUAUAGCAGUGAAAUAGUAUCUCAGAGAGGAUCAAGAACCACACACAGAAAUUCCACUUUAAAAAAAUAAUUAGGCUUGCGGCAGGAGGAUCCAUGAACUGUUUCCCGAUCCUAACAGCCGCCCAGUCACAAAAGCCAUUCAGCCUAUCCUUCUGCGGAGCAGCCACUUCCCGCUCAAAAUUCCACCGAUCUCUGAUUCUGCGUCCACUCGAGGUUCUUACCGGAUUAAAAUAAAAAAAGUUUUUGUGCAACCAAUCAGCUUCCAGGAGCUGAGCAGCCUCCACCAAUGGGGAGUAGCAGGCUGCAGUAGGGGUUCGCUGUCAGGAGCCGUUGCCCUAACGGUCGACAGUUGAAGCCAUCUUCAAACGGGGGUUGAACGUCGAACCCACGAGGGGAGGCAGUGAACCUCGUCAUCUUCGCGAGGCACCAUGCGUGAAUGUAUCUCUAUCCAUGUUGGACAAGCUGGAGUUCAGAUUGGUAAUGCUUGUUGGGAAUUGUAUUGUCUUGAACAUGGAAUCCAGCCAGAUGGUCAGAUGCCCAGUGACAAAACCAUAGGAGGUGGAGAUGAUUCCUUUAACACUUUUUUUAGUGAAACGGGUGCUGGCAAACAUGUACCUAGAGCUGUUUUUGUGGACCUUGAGCCAACUGUUGUUGAUGAGGUGCGUACAGGUACUUAUCGACAGUUAUUUCAUCCUGAGCAACUCAUUACUGGAAAAGAAGAUGCUGCUAACAAUUAUGCUAGAGGUCAUUAUACCAUAGGAAAAGAGAUUGUUGAUCUAGUGCUGGAUCGCAUUCGAAAAUUGGCUGAUCUGUGCACUGGUCUACAGGGCUUCCUUAUUUUCCAUAGUUUUGGUGGAGGCACUGGCUCUGGAUUUGCAUCUUUGCUUAUGGAAAGACUCUCAGUUGACUAUGGGAAAAAAUCCAAACUGGAGUUUGCAAUAUACCCAGCUCCACAAGUAUCUACUGCUGUAGUGGAGCCUUACAAUUCUAUCCUUACUACACAUACCACAUUGGAGCAUUCUGACUGUGCAUUCAUGGUGGAUAAUGAAGCUAUUUAUGAUAUAUGUCGACGCAAUCUUGACAUUGAACGUCCUACUUACACCAAUCUCAAUCGUCUCAUUGGUCAAAUUGUAUCCUCCAUCACAGCUUCACUACGUUUUGAUGGUGCUCUGAAUGUAGAUUUGACAGAAUUUCAAACAAAUCUUGUUCCUUACCCACGAAUCCAUUUCCCUUUGGCAACAUAUGCUCCUGUCAUCUCAGCUGAAAAGGCAUACCAUGAGCAGUUGUCAGUGGCUGAAAUUACUAAUGCUUGUUUUGAGCCAGCUAAUCAGAUGGUAAAAUGUGAUCCUCGCCAUGGUAAAUAUAUGGCAUGUUGUAUGCUGUACAGAGGUGAUGUUGUGCCGAAAGAUGUCAAUGCAGCUAUUGCAACAAUCAAGACGAAACGUACAAUUCAGUUUGUGGAUUGGUGUCCAACUGGGUUCAAGGUGGGCAUCAACUACCAGCCACCCACUGUAGUACCAGGAGGAGAUUUGGCCAAGGUACAACGUGCUGUAUGUAUGCUGAGUAACACAACUGCAAUUGCAGAAGCUUGGGCUCGACUUGAUCAUAAAUUUGAUCUGAUGUAUGCUAAGAGAGCCUUUGUGCAUUGGUAUGUUGGGGAAGGAAUGGAAGAAGGAGAAUUUUCUGAAGCCCGAGAGGAUUUGGCUGCCCUUGAAAAAGAUUAUGAAGAAGUUGGUGUUGAUUCUGUGGAAGCUGAAGCUGAAGAAGGAGAAGAAUAUUAACCUAUGUCAGAUGAUAAACAUUUAAAUAUUUUGUACUUCAAGUUCAGUUGUUCUGUUUCAAAUAAACAUUUAAAUGUUCUAGCAAGUUUGAUUUAAUAGCUAUUAUUUAAAAUAGCUUUAAAAAUACUCCUUGAAACAGUUUCUAUAAAACUUUGAGCAAAGCAUAAAAUAAAGUUUUAUGUAAAACUUUAUGCCUCUCAGAAACAUAUCCAUCCAUUCUUUAUUUCUCCCUUUCAUUCUUAUAGGUACUUUUGAAAACCUAUAAAAUGGGUAUUCAGAAAUAGUCAUUAAAGUGUUACUGGACCUUAGCAUGUAUGUUCAUAAUGAAAAUGAUAUUGGGGAUGUCAUUGAUUGUGUAUGUGGAAUUUAAUGUUAAUUAAAGUGAAUAAGCAAAAGUAAU
Candoia aspera is the source of this 2441-nucleotide messenger RNA. Its product is annotated as tubulin alpha-3 chain. Gene Ontology annotation, biological process: mitotic cell cycle; microtubule cytoskeleton organization. The transcript is spliced from 5 exons. Lineage: Eukaryota; Metazoa; Chordata; Lepidosauria; Squamata; Candoiidae. The coding region runs from base 689 to 2041 and encodes 450 amino acids. Gene Ontology annotation, cellular component: cytoplasm; microtubule. Gene Ontology annotation, molecular function: structural constituent of cytoskeleton; GTP binding. The record is from RefSeq and is a predicted model, not a curated record.